UAUUUGAGUCUUAUUCGUUUUAAGAUAAUUUUAGAUUUCAUCAAAUUUGAGUCUUAUUGGUUUCAAGACCAUCUAGAAUUUAUUUGGUUUGGGUUAUUUUUGUAAAAUUUAAAGUAAAUAUAUAUUUAUAAUUUCUAUAAUAUUUUAGAAUGAAAUUUUUUAUUCUUGUUGAAAAGAAAUCCUAAUUUGAUGCCGAGAAAACAUAGGAAUUCUCGAAUGAAAUCACUGUUUGAAUAGGAUUGAACUACAAUUUAGACAUCUAUAAAUUAGGGAACCCUGAAACCAGAAAAUCACAUGCACCAAGUAUGAAGAAGAAGCAGGCCAGAAAAUCACACGCGCCGACUGAGAAGAACAAUACAGUUUCAAUCGCUGAUGAGUUAGUUUUUGAAAUACUCACCUACAUUCCCGUCAAAUCUCUACUCCAAUUCAGGAGUGUUUGCAAGAGCUGGCGGUCUAUGAUCUCCGACCCAUCGUUCGUUGAGGCCCAUCAAUCCCGUUCAGCCACCACUCUCCUCAUCUCCUUCCCGGACACGCGCCGCCCUAGCGGGAGGCGUCAUCUCUUCUCCAUAAGCGAUGGAGAAGCGCGCCAACUCUCCGGAUUCUCUCACUGGAAUAAUUCUCAGUCCGUAAACGGUUUGAUUUGUAUCUACGAGCAGCUUGUUCCUUCCUCUCCGAAACUAUCCUUUCGCGUGAUUGUCUGCAACCCCAGCACUGGAGAACGCGUGACUCUUCCACCCACACACUUCUCAAAGGCAGACUUCUCUUUUUGCCACCAGAACAUCUCUCUAGGGUUCGACCCGUCCACCAAGACCUACAAAAUACUAAGGGCAUGGUGGGGAAGGUACGGGGGCCCCAUACAUGAGAUUUUCACUCUAGGCAGCCACGCAUGGAGAAUCAUCAAAGAUGACCCAGAAUAUGCGUUGGAAACAAAGGGGAUUUGCCUCAACGGAACCAUAUAUUGGGCCGCAACUUUUGAUUUAUCGAAAGACAAUUCUAGCUUUGUCGUCAUGAAGAACAGAGUGAUAGCAUUCGACGUCGGAGAAGAGAAGUUCCGAUCUGUUCCCGUCCCUCCGGAAGCCCCCAUAUGGGAAAAAUACAAAUCGAACAUCAUACAAAUCGGUGGGCACAUGGCCAUUGCAGGCUGCCCAGGCCCCAGAGGUGGCGACAAGCAUAGUACUGCUAUGGUAGUCUGGAAAUUGGAGGAUUCUGUAAAUGGGGUUUGGAGCCAGAACAGAAUUCUGCUGCCCGAAUGUUGGAUACACAGGCCGGUACCAAACCCAAGAUUUCGUCGUUUUUUCGUUGCUUCCAGUGAUGGUGGUAAGAUUUUGCUGAUUCCCAGCGGGUUUUUCAGAGACUUUUCAUUGUUUCAGUGUAACAUAGAGGAAGGGUGUUUGUGGAGGGAGGCUAUACAUCGGCCACCUCAUGAUGAUUGGGUUUCUCGUUCUUUAUCAAUUGUUAGUUCUCGUCAAGUCUGUGAGUAUGUGGAAAGUCUUGUAUCUUUGAAGGAAAUUUGCAGGUUGUAGUGGUUUUGAUUCUGUUCUUUCUGAGAGGUAGUUGGUUUAAUGUUUGUUCAUCUCAGACCCAUAUAUAUUGACAAAGAAUCAACCCUU
Messenger RNA from Vitis vinifera (wine grape), 1610 nucleotides. RefSeq names its product F-box protein At5g65850. The record is from RefSeq and is a predicted model, not a curated record. Gene Ontology annotation, molecular function: protein binding. Lineage: Eukaryota; Viridiplantae; Streptophyta; Magnoliopsida; Vitales; Vitaceae.